Messenger RNA from Cyprinus carpio (common carp), 4753 nucleotides. RefSeq names its product cationic amino acid transporter 3. The record is from RefSeq and is a predicted model, not a curated record. Gene Ontology annotation, cellular component: plasma membrane. Gene Ontology annotation, biological process: amino acid transport; transmembrane transport. Lineage: Eukaryota; Metazoa; Chordata; Actinopteri; Cypriniformes; Cyprinidae. Gene Ontology annotation, molecular function: amino acid transmembrane transporter activity.
AAAACCAUUUAGCUCGCAAUAUUAUAUCAAAACAAUUCCUGCCAUCAACGGCAACACGUUCUACUACGACUGGGUUUGCGCUUGAAGUCAGAAGAAACCCGACCCCGGGGGAAAAACAACGUUUCCUUCAAAGGAUUUCCGGAUGAGUGUCCACCGCAGGUCUGGUUCUGCCACUCAUUAUAAGACUGCGCGCUACGCAUCGUCUGUCUGUCUGUCUGUCUGAUCUGCUGGAUUUUCAGUGCAUCGUCUCAACAGAGGUGCCUUCAGCUUUAUCCCAGUCUCCUCAACGUUAUCCAUCAUGGCUGAGAAUAAACUGGCCUCUUUUGGGAAGAUGCUGCUGAGGCGACGCGUGCUGGACACUUCUCAGGAUGAAACCCGCUUCGCUCGCUGUCUCACCACUCUUGACCUCAUAGCCCUCGGGGUGGGGGCGACACUGGGUGCAGGUGUCUACGUUCUGGCUGGGGAAGUGGCCCGAGAGAAGGCUGGACCUGCCAUCGUGCUGUCUUUCCUAAUUGCUGCCUUUUCCUCUGUUCUUGCUGGUUUGUGCUACGCUGAAUUUGGUGCACGUGUUCCCAAGACGGGAUCCGCUUACCUGUACAGCUACGUGACAGUGGGUGAAAUAUGGGCCUUCAUCACGGGAUGGAACCUCAUUCUGUCAUAUGUGAUUGGCACAGCUAGUGUGGCACGGGCUUGGAGCUCAACGUUUGACAAUCUAGUGAACAAAACGAUCUCUGACUUUUUCACUGAUUCCAUGUCAUUUCCAUACACUGGAAAAGUGUUAGCGGAAUAUCCAGAUGUGUUUGCCCUCAUCCUGGUCAUGUUGCUCACUGGAUUAUUGGCAUUUGGAGUGAGUGAGUCUGCUCUUGUCAGCAAGAUCUUCACAGGAAUCAACCUGGUGGUUCUGACAUUUGUCAUCAUAUCGGGCUUUGUGAAAGGCGACAUGGCCAACUGGAACCUCACUGUGGAGGACUACAUUAACAGCACAAACAACUAUAAUGCAGAGAAAAUUGAAAAAGAAUUUGGCUUGGGUGGCUUUGCACCAUUUGGUGUGAGUGGAAUCCUAACUGGUGCUGCUACAUGUUUCUACGCAUUUGUGGGUUUUGACUGCAUUGCAACCACAAGUGAGGAGGCCAAAAACCCCAUGCGUUCCAUCCCGAUCAGCAUAGUGGCCUCUCUGCUCAUCUGCUUUUUUGCCUACUUCGGAGUGUCAGCAGCGCUCACACUCAUGAUGCCCUAUUACAAGCUGGAUGUUCAAAGUCCACUUCCAGAGGCCUUCAAAUAUGUGCACUGGGACCCUGCUCGCUAUAUUGUGGCGGUGGGCUCUCUGUGCGCCCUUUCCACCAGCUUGUUGGGCACCAUGUUCCCUAUGCCUCGUGUGAUUUAUGCCAUGGCUGAGGAUGGUCUGCUCUUUCGCUCCCUCUCCCGCAUGCACAAGAAAACCAAGACACCUGUGCUGGCCACCAUUGUGUCUGGCAUCGUAGCAGCUCUGAUGGCCUUCCUGUUUGAUCUCGCAGCAUUAGUGGACUUGAUGUCGAUUGGGACCCUGCUGGCGUACACUCUAGUUGCUGUGUGCGUACUCAUUCUCCGGUACCAGCCAGGCAGUAUUGGCUCCAGUGGUGCGAAUGAGAAGCCAAUGGAACUACAGAGGCUGGAGGCUAAAGCAGGCAUGGCAGAUGUGGAUAGCGGGGAUGAGUACAGCCAGGAGCUGGAGACAAUACCCCUUAAGGAGAGGUUUUCCGUCAGGAUGCUGGUGCAACCCAUCAGUGAUGUACCCACCAAGAUUUCCGGCAUCAUUGUUUAUUCUGCAACUGGCACCAUAUCUGUGCUGUUCACUCUGCUGUGUGUGGUGCUGGCUGUGUACGGGGAGCAGGUGGGGAUGGGCAGCCCUCUUUGUAUCACUUUGGUUGUUCUCCUGUCUGUUCUGUCUUCUGUCUGCAUCAUCAUCAUCUGGCGACAGCCCCAGAGUAAAGAGGUUCUCACGUUCAAGGUGCCUUUGCUCCCCAUUCUGCCUUUGGUCAGUAUCUUUGUAAAUAUUUACCUCAUGAUGCAAUUGGAUGGACCUACAUGGGUUCGUUUCGCAGUAUGGAUGGCUAUUGGUUUUAUUAUUUAUUUCGCGUAUGGAAUAAAGCACAGCUCUGAGGGUAAAAACAAUUCCCCAGAAAAAUUUGAGCCAAUUCUUCAAGGAAAGAAACCGAUCUACCUGACUGAAGAUGAGAGUGAGGGGACCACACCUUAAGAAGAGCGACUGGAAUGGUAUGCCAGCCACAUUCCAACCGGUUUUGUAAAAUGCUGCAGUUUCACUUUUGCACCUUAUACUUCCUUUAAAGUCUGCAUUGAAAACUGACAAAAAUGGUUUCACUCAACCGUUUUUAUUCAGCAGGUAAACUGUGUAUUUGUUGCUAAUCGUUUGCCUUGUGUCAGUGUAUGAUGGUACUGUAACAGUGUAACUUAUGAAUGUCUAGGCUUCAUUAUGAAAAGAAUUCAGUCUAGUCCUACGUGUACUUUGUAUGCACUUGUUGAUUUCUGUUACCAGAUCAGAGAUCGGGCACAACCUUUUACGCUUGAAAAGAUGUUUGAGAACAGGGUGUGUCUGCCUGUGGGUGGUCAUUCAGGGUGACGUCUUUCUCUCUCAAUGAAUGGGAAUAUGUUAUUCAUAGGCUUGGUUUAAACAGGCAGCAAAAAUCUCAUUGGGCGUAGCCAACUCAAGUUUUUUUUUUUUAUCAUUUAUGAUGUAACAUUUGUUUAACGUCCUUCAUCAUGUCCACAUUUACUCAUAUAGCACACUGUGUCACAUUCACUAUGUAGUAAAUGUGACUGAUUGCACAAUGCUGCUCUCUCAUGUGCCUCAUGAGUUCAGCACUGCAGUGAGAUGUCAGGCGGUCCUGAACAAAGGCAAAAUGUAUACUGUUCUGUGCUCUCUUUCCACCCCAAAGGGUAAACGAGUUCCUUUCCAUUAUGCUGGCACUCUCAUCAUUACUAUAGUAUCCAGUGUAGGCAAACAGAUCAGAAUUCAUCCUUUGUGAAAUGAUAGUGAGCACAGUCAGAAAAUACACAUUUAAAGACCAAAUUAGAUUUGUGUGCUGUGUGAACCAGCCCGAUAUCUUUUUCCUGGACCAGAGAGAAUUGAGAGAGUGUAAAAUAACAUGUGCAUUAUUGUUUUGAAAUCAAAACGUCCUUGUAGUACUUUAUUUUUAUAAACUUGACAUGAUUGGGGAAAAGGGAUACAUGCAAAAUAUUUUAAAAAGCUACCUUGGAUUUUGUCAGUAGUUUUCUAUUUGUAGUAUGUACUUGUAUAUUUUUGUAAAUUUAUUGGAAUGUGUAUUUAUUGUUGAUGUUACUGUAUAUGUUUUACAUAGUUUUGGCUUCUUUAGUACCACAGUUUUCUCUAUUGAGCUGUACAUAUUUGGGAUGUAAAAUAGGAAACCCACGUCGUCUUAGAUGUGCUUAAUAAUAGCACAAACAGACAUUCCCUUAUUGUCUUUUUCUGGAAAGGAGUCUUGUUUUUUUUUUACUUGCGUGACUAAAUUAGUAAUUUUUCAUUUUGAGCAUCAGCAUCUAAGUGCUCUUAUUUUUCACGCAAUUUUUUGCCAUUCUAGUUAUCUUAAGAUAACACAGUUUAUGCCCUUUUCAUAAUGUUUUUUGUAAAAACAUUGCAAUGUAAAUGUUUUUUUCUUUAAGGAAAAGUAGAUCUGAAGGUGGAGAUUAUGGAGAUUUAUGACUUGUGUGGCUUUUUUUAUAUGCUGCUGGGAUAUGGUACAUGUUAUUGACAUGAACAGAGUAAUUUAUGGCUCUUUACACUAAACAGAGUUAUUUGUACAGUUUAUUUUCCAAAAAUCAUUACCUUUUGCUGUAAAUAUUGUGACUUUUAAGCCUGUUUUACAAUUAAUGUUUACACAAUGCUGCUGUGUAGUUGAGCUGGGACUGUUUGUUCCAGUUUAUUGAAAAUCAUAUCUGUUACAAAGUUGAGAGUCAGUAGUAUUCACUUUAAACAGACAUUCUGGUCUAAUAAUACAGACCCUUAUGGGUAUUACUGUAGCCUACACUUCCUCAGGAGUGAUGGCUAUUCAUGGCUCAAUGCUUUUCCUCGCUCGUUCAGAGGUGUAGAGUUGUUCAGUUUGAAGUCCUAAAUCCUGGAAAAGAAUUUUACAGUCAUGUAUUCCUAUGGGAAUUUUUGAUUGAGUAAAAUAAGGUCUGUUGUUUACGUGUUCAUUAAAUAAUAUUAAAGGAACUCAUUUCACUGUUAGUUUAUGUGAAUUUUGUUAAGUAAUGUUAAUAAGUGGAACCUUACUUGGAAAGUUACCACAUAAAUAAUUCCUAAAAUGUGAGAUAAAUAUAUUUUUAAAAAUAGAACUUCCGGAUUGUCUUAAAAAUUAACAUGAUGACUGAAUAGCUGUAUUGGUUUGUAUGCAGUAGUAUAACAGACAUUACUGUUUACUGUGUUGUAAGACUUAUUGUUGAAUAUCCAUGUAUACUGUAUAUUUGCUCUACAGAUAGUCCCGCCCCAAACUCGCACCAUUGGUUGAGCCAGUGUUGCUGUGUUGGGCUGGAUUGGAUGCUUAAACAUAGAUUUGGGUAAAUCAGGAUAUAAAUGGCUUACUUUUACUUGUAUCUGCAUGUUAAGAUGAGAUGGAAGAAAGUAUUUUAACUUUAAAACAAAUUACACACUUCAGCUUUCCUAUGUAAAUAGCCUACUUAAUGUGCCUUUAUUAUGUGCAAUGCUGUUAUCAAAUAAACAUGCCAAGUUUGUCAUUCA